Molecule: messenger RNA, 1545 nt
Organism: Solanum tuberosum (potato)
Lineage: Eukaryota; Viridiplantae; Streptophyta; Magnoliopsida; Solanales; Solanaceae
Product: phenylalanine ammonia-lyase 1
Exons: 1
Coding region: 13-1320 (435 amino acids)
Biological process (GO): L-phenylalanine catabolic process
Cellular component (GO): cytoplasm
Molecular function (GO): ammonia-lyase activity
Source: RefSeq, a predicted model, not a curated record
AUUCUUGCUGUUAUGUCUGAAGUUUUAUCAGCGAUUUUCGCUGAAGUGAUGAACGGAAAGCCCGAAUUCACUGACUAUUUGACACACAAGUUGAAGCAUCACCCUGGUCAGAUUGAGGCUGCUGCUAUUAUGGAACACAUUUUGGAUGGCAGCUCUUAUGUCAAGGCAGCUCAGAAGCUCCAUGAAAUGGAUCCUCUUCAAAAACCAAAGCAAGAUCGCUAUGCUCUCCGAACAUCUCCACAAUGGCUUGGCCCUCAGAUUGAAGUCAUUCGUGCUGCAACAAAGAUGAUCGAGAGGGAGAUCAACUCAGUCAACGACAAUCCAUUGAUCGAUGUUUCAAGAAACAAGGCCAUACAUGGUGGCAACUUCCAAGGUACCCCUAUUGGUGUCUCCAUGGAUAAUACAAGAUUGGCCCUUGCAUCAAUUGGGAAAUUGAUGUUUGCCCAAUUCUCGGAGCUUGUCAACGACUAUUACAACAAUGGGUUGCCAUCUAAUCUCACAGCAGGAAGGAAUCCAAGCUUGGACUAUGGUUUCAAGGGAGCUGAAAUCGCGAUGGCUUCUUACUGCUCGGAACUUCAAUUCUUGGCAAAUCCAGUGACUAACCAUGUUCAGAGUGCCGAGCAACACAACCAAGAUGUGAACUCCUUAGGCUUAAUCUCAGCAAGGAAAACAGCUGAGGCUGUCGACAUCUUAAAGCUAAUGUCAUCAACCUAUCUCGUGGCGCUUUGCCAGGCUAUCGAUUUGAGGCAUUUGGAGGAGAACUUGAAGAGUGUUGUCAAGAACACAGUUAGCCAAGUAGCUAAGAGAACUUUGACAAUAGGUGCUAUUGGUGAACUUCAUCCAGCAAGAUUCUGCGAGAAGGAAUUGCUUCGAGUCGUAGACAGGGAAUACUUGUUUACCUAUGCUGAUGACCCCUGCAGCUCCACCUAUCCUUUGAUGCAGAAGCUGAGACAGGUCCUUGUUGAUCAUGCAAUGAAGAAUGGUGAAAGUGAGAAGAAUAUCAACAGCUCAAUCUUCCAAAAGAUUGGAGCUUUCGAGGACGAAUUAAAUGCUGUGUUGCCUAAAGAAGUUGAGAGUGCAAGAGCUCUUCUUGAAAGUGGCAACCCUUCGAUUCCUAACAGGAUCACAGAAUGCAGAUCAUAUCCAUUGUACAGGUUGGUGAGACAAGAACUUGGAACAGAACUGUUGACAGGUGAAAAAGUUCGAUCGCCGGGCGAGGAGAUUGAAAAGGUGUUCACAGCAAUGUGCAAUGGACAGAUCAUUGAUCCAUUGUUGGAGUGUCUCAAGAGCUGGAAUGGUGCUCCUCUUCCAAUCUGCUAGAUGUUUGUCAAGUGUUAAUUUUUCAAAUUCUUUUUUUACCUUUUGGUGAAUUAUUAGAAUCAUAAUAUAAUUUUAUUGUCUUUUGGACUGUAUGUAAUAUAGACAUGUUGAAAUGAAGGAAAAAUUAAAAUGUAGCAACAAUUCUGGAAGGAUGUAUUGACUAUCCUUAAAAGGAUAUAUUGACUAAUCAUGAAUCAAUUAAACAUUUUGAUUUUGAGCCGGCUA